Rotaria sordida is the source of this 1422-nucleotide messenger RNA. The record is from the annotation of a GenBank genome assembly. Lineage: Eukaryota; Metazoa; Rotifera; Eurotatoria; Philodinida; Philodinidae.
AUGCCUACGAGAUUUUCACGGUCAAAAAAUACACUUCAUCGAAUUAUAAAACAAUCUAAACAUGGUACGUCAGUAUCGAACAGAGCCAAUGAAAAUAGACGUAGAACAUGUUGUGGUUUGUCAAGAAUUAAAAUGCUAAAGGUACUCGGUACAUUUCUUGUACCAUUGGUUAUUGGGAUCUUUACAAUUGCGACUACUAUUCAACAAUAUCAAGUUAAUGAACAAAAUCGUUUAAAAGAUUUAGAAAUCGCUGCACGACAACGUGAUCAAGAACUAAAACAAGCCAAUACACUACAACAAGAAACAGUUUAUGCUGUUUAUAUAAAAGAGAUGGGUGAAUUAUCGUCAAAAUUAAAAGCAAAAAAUCUUAGUAGUACUGAACUUGAUCAACAAUGGAAACUUGCUCGAGCUAAAACAUUAUCAGCACUACGACAACUAGAUACGAAACGAAAAAGUUAUAUAAUUCAAUUUUUGUAUGAAAUAGAACUACUUUUUACUAAUAAUUCUGCAAUGGAUUUAAAUGGUUGUGAUCUAUCUGGAAUAAUAUUAACAAGUCAUACCGGUAUGACAUUUAUGUUUGAUUAUAUUACUCUUACUUAUGUUGUGUUGUCGAAUACUUCAUUUGUUAAUUUACAUCUCAUGAAAGCCGAUUUCAGUGGAUCACUAUUGAACAAUGCCAAUUUUAGUAAUGCUUAUUUAUUUGAAGCAAAUUUUACAGGAUGUGAUUUAACAAAUGCAGAUUUACGAGGAGUACAUGCAGAGUUUGCUAUCAUGAAAAAUGUCAAUUUAUCAGGGGCUAUUUUUGGUAAAAAACCACCUGUGAAAAUAAAAAAUGCAAUAUUACCUAAUGGAUCGUAUGUAUUUUACAGUAAGGACUAUCUUCAAUCAGAUCUAUUUAAUGAGUCAGUUAAUUUAAUUAUUAAUGGAAAUGCAAAUUGUCAAACUAAUAAAAAUUCAACGGAAAUAUUCGGUUGGAUAACUCGCAACGAGCCAGUAGCAAUCGUAACUAAAUAUUCUGAACUACCUCCAUUAAUUGGAAAUAUUUCAAGAGAUGAUUGCGUAUUUUGGGGUGGAACACGAAAUAGUUCAAUAGGCUAUCUUCAUCAACGAGUAUUCUUUUCUGAUUAUAGUCGAUUGAUCAACUCCGGUCGUGCUUUAUAUGAAUUUUCAUUUGAUACUGGUGGAAUCGAUGAAUAUAACGAUCAUGUUUAUUUGACGAUGCAAUUGCGUGCACCAAGUGGUCAGUCACUUAUAAGUAUUGUAUUUCCACCUAUGACAAAUAUUGAACGAAAAAAUCGAAGUAUUUUAUGUUAUCAACUUCUGUAUGGGCCAGUACCAUUAGAUACACAUAGUGUACUUAUUAAUAUUUGGUUUAAUAAAAUGAGUAAUAGUCCAUUCAAUAAUGAAUUAGAACUUGAAUGA